UGGUGCGCAGACAUAGACGUGGUGAUUACUUAAAGGAAUCCAGGAGGCUUAAAAGACGCACUUUAUCCCGCUUAUACCAGCGCCAUGACCCCCAUCUCUACAAUGGGUACUUCCACUGGAGCAUACCAACCCCGUCCUUCAACAGAAUGUCGUCUGUCUCUCGUCACCAUCCCAAUACAAGAUGCUACUGCAACGCUGAGAUCAUCGUCCAGUAAUGGUUCCAUGAUCGCUCGCACUCCGCUGCCAAGCGUCGAACAGUCAUCCCCGAACCCACCAAACAACUGUACUGUAAUCAUACAGAACAACUAUAUUGCGGAGGGGGGAACCAUCAAUAUAUUUUCAAGUCACUGCGAUGGUUCCAGUGAGUUCUUCGUAUGUCUUUCUAACCAGAAGACUCACCUCACAAUGUAAAAGCCGUGACCAAGUUGGAACAUGUCACCACUACUGCAGAGCCUAUGCCCUCGGAGCCCCCGCCAGUGACGCAGGCAAAGCCCAUGGAGCACGGUCGUGAAAGCAUAGUAUUGAGCGGCAACACGUUUGGCGAGUGUGUCAUGAUAAACGUAGGAUCACCGAAUUGCACUGGAGCUGUUAGACAAACUGCUCUUGCAUCCCAAUUUGACCGCAACGUCUAAUAGGAUGAAGUAAGAGCCGAAGUUAAAUAUACUAGUCUCGUAUUUUGCGCCCACAUGUACGCCUAUGCAGAGAUAUCGACCAACAUUUUUUUUAAAACAAGC
This is a messenger RNA of Suillus subaureus, 734 nucleotides long. RefSeq lists its product as uncharacterized. Bases 85 to 411 code for a protein of 108 amino acids. NCBI's taxonomy places the organism in Eukaryota, Fungi, Basidiomycota, Agaricomycetes, Boletales, Suillaceae. The transcript has 2 exons. The record is from RefSeq and is a predicted model, not a curated record.